AUGGUCGAGAAAGAGCACGGCGGAGGCUCUGGAGCCUCCGCGAGCAGCACCCCCCCGACCUUGAAUUGCCGGCGACGACGAGGGCAUCAGCACGCCGACCUCAACCGCCGCAUGUGGAAGGACCGGAUGCGGAUGCAGAAGAUGAAGGCCACCCUCGACGCCGCCGACAGGGCUUCGUUCGGCAUCGUCCCUGAAAAAAGCCAGUCACGGGGCCCUUUGGGCCCCCGGGCUGGUGGAAGGAGGAGGUCCGCCGACCGCCGCCCCCACUGCGUCGCGGGCUUCCUCCCCCGGGCCGGGCUGCCGGGCCCCGAGAUCGCCGGGCUCCUUCAUGCACAUGCUGCAGGAGCUCCAGGAAAGACGCUGGGGGGCUGCUUUCUGCUCUCGCAGCACGCGUGCCCCCCCAGCGGGCUUUCCCCCGGAGGGCCUGGCGCCGCCGGGGCCGCCGGGGGCGAGCUGUGGUGGGGGGCCGGGGAGGCCCGGCGAGCACGGGCCCCCCCCUACCGCAAACCCCACGACCUGAAGAAGGCGUGGAAGGUCAGCGUGCUGCCGCGAUUAUGCACAUGGCGCCGGUUUGGAGCGGAUGAGGAGGCUCGUCAACCAGUCCAAGUGCUGCAGCAUAAGAUGACGGCGAAGGACACCGCGACGGGGGGAAGGUCGUGA
Messenger RNA from Salvia hispanica, 660 nucleotides. Lineage: Eukaryota; Viridiplantae; Streptophyta; Magnoliopsida; Lamiales; Lamiaceae. The record is from RefSeq and is a predicted model, not a curated record.